AUGGAGCAGUCGGCCGCCGAAGUGCAACGGGCCGCGGCGCAGCUCUCGUUGUGCAAGGUGGAUUGGCUGCGGUGCUACGAGUCCGCCGCUGGGCAGGACGUGCUUGGGAGCGAGGCCUUGCGCAAUGCUCGCGAUGAUGCAGAGGUGGAGGCUGUGAAAGCAGCGGCCGUGGCACAAUCUACACAGAUGGAUUGGACGAUUGUCGCAUCCUCCCAGUGUGCCAUGUCCGGACCCACGCAUGGCACAGCACAAGGGGCACAUGGUAUGCUUGGCACUGCUCGGAGCGGUGUGCAUGAGGGGCAUGGCAUGGCAGAUGGUGCACUUCAUGACGCGGUCAGGACCGUUUCACCUGCCUCACAUGGGGAGGUCGGCGAUGCGCAUGGCCAUGGCGCAUCAGGUGACUUCGCCACCGCCAAGCACCACUUGGAGCAUCGGUGGAUGGAGAAGACGGCCUUUGGCGCCGCCGAGCGCGUGGUGGAACGCAUGACCGAGAGGGUGGGCGAACGCCUCGCCGAGCGUGUGGGGGAGCGGAUGACGGAGCGCGUGGGGGAGCGCUUGGUGGAAGGCGUCGGCGAACGCUUGGCUGAAAGGAGUGCUGAACGCUUGGUGGAGAGGGGCAUGGAGAGGGGUGCAGAGAUCUUGGGCCGGAUCGCCUUGCAGCGGGCGGGCCAGGGAGCAGCAAGACACAUUGUUGGGCGUGCCAUCGGCGAGUCCUUGAGGAUGACGGAGCAUGCGACCAUGCAGGCGUUGAAGGCCUUGAGAGUUUUAGUACCCUUCGUUGGAAUGCUUUUCGUGAUCCACCUGGCUGAGCAUGACUGGCACAGGUUCAUGGAGGAGUGGAAAGCACGGAGAUCCGUGAGCUGCAGCCUUUUCGCAUUGGCACUUCUGGGAGAUGCCAUGGAUACCUUGGCACAUGUCUGUGUGAUUUCGGCUGGGUUGGUGCACAUCGACCAUGACUUCUUGCACAGUACUGAGAAUUAUGGCAUGGGCUUCGCGGUGAUGGCCUGCUGCUCCGUGGUCGCUGGUGAGAUCUCCUCCGCCAAAGCGCAACGGCGGGAGCUGAAGCGGACGCUUGGGGGCAUUGGUGCGUCAGAGGCUCCUGAGACGAUGAGUUUAUACUACGCCCCUGGACAUGACAUGAUGGCAUGUCUGGAGAACAACGUCAACUGCGGCACAGCGAGGUUCGUGGACCAUCGUCCCGGGAAGUUCGGACGCCGCGUCUUCACGGCCUUCAUGUUGGCCUCGGUCUUGUUCGCGACGACCAUGCUCUUGGGCUAUGCCACCUUCGGAGAUCGUGCAGAGGGGGUUGUGUUGAACAACUAUGCAAAGGAGGACAUGCUGGCCAACAUUGCUCGCUUCGGCAUGGGCUUUGCCAACGUCUUUAGCCUGCCACUGAUGUUUAGUGGUCUUCGAGAGGCCACCUUGGUCUUGCUGGCCACUGCCGUGCCAGACACUGUCGUUUUCGAUCAAGUUUGGUUCCAGAAUGCCUUGAGUGCCUUGAUGCUUGGUGUGAUUGCUGUCUUGGGCAUCAUCGUGACAGAUGUAAGCACAGUGAUCGGGUUGGUUGGUGCGAUUUGUGGAUCCGCCAUUAUUUACGUAAUCCCAUGUUUGCUCUUUGAUCGUGCAAGCUCGAAAUUCUUGGGCGGGAAGCCUCAGCGGGCGAUGAACAUGUCAGACGGGAACUUCUCCAGAAGUUGCUUCAGCGCCCACGUUGCGCUUUGCUUAGUUCGAUGGACCUCGCCCGGGCGAAGGGGCAUCUUGUGGGACAGAAGCCAGGGCAGCCCCUUCGGAUUCCACCGCAGCAUCUCGAUCCCCCUCAAAAACGCGCGUGCUGGAUGUCGCGGGCGUAGUGGCCGACUCAUGGCGGGCGGCUUCAAUUUCAACCCCGCAGCCUACCGAGAGCUGCGGCAGCAAAGGCUGCAGGGGAAAGGUGGCAAGGGCAAAGGGAAGGGCAAAGCCAAAGGGAAGCUUGCUUGGAAGAAGUUGAAGGCUAAGGCUAAGGCAGCCAAGGCAGCCAAGGCUGAAGUGCCAAAGGCCACAAGAGAAUCGGGGUCAGGUGAGGAUGAUGCGGAGUCAGAGGAGGUCUUUUGGCAGCCCACCUGGGACACGCUGGGCCCGAUGGAGGAGGUCAAGGACAAGGGCGAGAUGAAUCGCUUGGGGCGAAAGCGUGAAAAGGCAGGGAAAGACGACUUUGGAUUCAAUGUGAUUCUGAAUCGAGCACCGGCCAUGCGUUCGCAGAAGAGUUUGCAAGCGCCAGAAGAUGAGCCAGAGGCCCCGGCCCAAAGCCGGCGAGCGCGCGCGCAGCAGCGUCGUCGACAGCGGAAGUUGCUGGCGAUCCAGAAUGGUGAGGCGCUGAUCCGAACCGAGCAGGAAGACACGAUGGGCAAGGGCGACUUCGCGGAGGCAGCGCUAAAGGCACGGGGAGACCACCGCUUGGAAGCCUACAUCCGAGGUGGAAAGGAUCCCGAAGAAACGCACUUCGAUGAGUUGGAUUGGCUCAUCGGUUUCUCUGAGCUGUGGCUCUACGCGCUCCGCAACGCGCGUUUGGCCCUGAGCACGGCCGCGACGACCACGGCAACGGCUCCGAGCGCCAGUCCUCUUUCCUCGCUGCGUCGAGCCGAGCGGCAGCUCCUGGCAGCGCACGGGCGCGAAGAGCGGCAACGCCGGGCGUUUCAAGAUGCACGAAUCACCUUUGAUCAGCAUGCCGCUGAGCUACGUGCCAUGGCUGAAGUGAAUGCCACUCGAGAAGUGCUAGCGAGUAAGCACAUCCCACUGCCGGCAGAAGCACAGCUCAACCGGUCAGUGCGCCUAUCCAACGGUUUGGAUAUGCCUCGGCUGGGAUUGGGCACCACCAUGCUGAAUGGGGAGAAGGGAAAGGAAGCCAUAUUGGAAGCCUUCCGCUUGGGAUACCGCCUGGUGGACACUGCACAGUCCUACGGGAACGAGGCAGAGCUUGGCUCCGCCUGGCGUUCCUCCGGCUUGCCGCGCCACCAGCUCUUCCUCGUGACGAAGCUCUCAGAGGAUGAAGGCUGCCGUCGAAAGAGGGCCAAGGCCCUGGUGAGGCAGCAGUUGAAACUGAUGCAGACCAACUACAUCGACCAGUACAUGCUCCAUGGCCCCUGUCCCGGGAUGUAUGGAGCAUGGAAGGACCUGGAAGAGCUCUACGACGAGGGUGUGGUGCGGUCCCUGGGUGUGUCGAACUUCAACCUGGAAGAGCUGAAGCGAUUCAACAGUCAUGUGCGCGUGAAGCCACAUGUGGUACAGAACAAGUUUUCCAUCUACCACCGUGGAUGGGCCCCAGUGCAGACGCAGGAUGUAGCUCAAAAGCUGCUGAGCUGGGGAGUGGUGCUGAUGGGCUACUGUAACUUGGACGCGUAUCCUCAUGUGCUCCAGCCACUUGAAGAUGUCCAUGUGAAGAAGAUCGCCCAAAAACACCACCGCACGGUGGCACAAGUGCUGCUGCGCCACGCCUUGCAGCACGGUACCGUGGUCAUCCCAAAGUCCGAGCGUGCAGAGCGUUUGCGGGAGAACGCUGACAUUUUCAGCUUCCAGUUGUCUGCCGAAGAGAUGCGCCUCUUGGAUGCGUUGCCCUUAUUGGCAUAUCACUUCAAGAAACCCAAGUACAUUGAGGACGUCUUCCGUUGGAACUCCAAAGAAGAGCUCUAA
Durusdinium trenchii is the source of this 3666-nucleotide messenger RNA. NCBI's taxonomy places the organism in Eukaryota, Dinophyceae, Suessiales, Symbiodiniaceae. The record is from the annotation of a GenBank genome assembly.